AUGGGUCAGUCGCAUUCCAAGGGCAACUCCGGCCCUGGAGACUCAUUGCAGUCUUACCCUUCCUUCUCUCGCUCCGAUACCAAGGAGUCCAUCCGAUCUCUUCGAGGCUCCAUUCGCUCCAAGAUCCGCAACAAUGAUAGCCCUCGUGGAUCCACUUCAGCCCUUUCUCGAACGGAAAGCCAGACAGACAAGUCAGACGCCGGGUCGGUCAGGUCGGUCGGCAGUCGGCGCAGUUCCACAAACCUGAGCACUCAAUCCCCGGCUGCAGACGACUCCGCCACUGGACUCGACGCACCGGAACCUCCUCCCUCCCCUUCGUUGUCGAACAGCUUGAAAAGAGGCCAUAAAGAUGUGAAUGCCAUGCAGCAGAGCGGUGAGGUCGACCAUGUCUCCGAUGCUCCCCCGACCGCCGGUGCUGCCCCCACCGGAUCCUCGCAGGCUGUUGGCGAAUCCAUUUUGAUCAAACGGGAGGGUCAACUGAAUCCCAUCCUGGACUUCAUCAUGAACACGCCGCUGGAGGCAGCCUCCUCGCCCGGGAUGGGAAUGGGUGCACUCAAGUCCAUUGACCUGGAUGACAUGAUCACUCGUCUUCUCGAUGCCGGCUAUUCGACCAAGGUCACCAAGACUGUUUGCCUCAAGAAUGCAGAGAUCACGGCCAUCUGUACCGCGGCUCGGGAGCUUUUCCUGAAGCAGCCUGCCUUGUUGGAGCUGUCGGCACCCGUCAAAAUCGUUGGAGACGUACAUGGCCAGUACACCGACCUUAUCCGGCUGUUCGAGAUGUGUGGAUUCCCGCCCACAUCCAACUACCUUUUCUUGGGCGAUUAUGUAGAUCGUGGCAAGCAGAGCUUGGAGACCAUCCUCCUCCUUCUUUGCUAUAAGCUCAAAUACCCCGAAAACUUCUUCCUCCUCCGCGGCAACCACGAGUGCGCCAACGUGACCCGAGUGUACGGUUUCUAUGACGAGUGUAAGCGGCGUUGCAACAUCAAGGUGUGGAAGACCUUCAUCGAUACCUUCAACUGUCUACCCAUUGCGUCCAUCGUAGCUGGCAAAAUCUUCUGCGUUCAUGGCGGACUUUCCCCAAGUCUCUCGCACAUGGAUGAUAUCCGUGGCAUUGCCCGUCCAACGGAUGUGCCCGAUUACGGCUUGCUGAACGAUCUUCUCUGGAGUGAUCCUGCCGACAUGGAGGAAGACUGGGAACCAAACGAGCGUGGAGUAAGCUAUUGCUUUGGAAAGCAAGUCAUCAUGAAUUUCUUGCAACGGCAUGAUUUCGAUUUGGUGUGUCGAGCGCAUAUGGUGGUCGAAGACGGCUAUGAGUUUUACCAGGACCGAGUCUUGGUGACGGUGUUUUCUGCGCCUAACUACUGCGGUGAAUUCGAUAAUUGGGGCGCUAUCAUGUCGGUUUCGGGCGAGUUGUUGUGUAGUUUCGAGUUGCUUAAACCGUUGGAUUCUACGGCCCUAAAGAACCAUAUUAAGAAGGGACGUAAUAAGCGCAACAGCAUGUUGAGCAGUCCUCUCCUCCUGGGAACUGUCCGGUUAACACGCAUCGUUCAGGUCCCAGAGGAUUCUGGACUGCGAUGCAGCGAUGCCGACAUUUCCAAUCAGAAGUCGCUUUGCUUGCCAGAGACAACAAGGCUUGACAGAUACGGCAAGUGGCAGGUCCGUCGUCUUGUCCGUAACUAUCAAGAGGCCUAUGAAUAA
Messenger RNA from Aspergillus affinis, 1698 nucleotides. It is a transcript of the gene phzA, whose product is annotated as putative serine/threonine protein phosphatase. The coding region runs from base 1 to 1698 and encodes 565 amino acids. Gene Ontology annotation, molecular function: protein serine/threonine phosphatase activity. Gene Ontology annotation, cellular component: cytoplasm; nucleus. The transcript is spliced from 3 exons. The record is from RefSeq and is a predicted model, not a curated record. NCBI's taxonomy places the organism in Eukaryota, Fungi, Ascomycota, Eurotiomycetes, Eurotiales, Aspergillaceae.